Molecule: messenger RNA, 660 nt
Organism: Pristis pectinata (smalltooth sawfish)
Lineage: Eukaryota; Metazoa; Chordata; Chondrichthyes; Rhinopristiformes; Pristidae
Gene: mymk
Product: myomaker, myoblast fusion factor
Exons: 5
Coding region: 1-660 (219 amino acids)
Cellular component (GO): plasma membrane
Source: RefSeq, a predicted model, not a curated record
AUGGGAGCUGCGAUUGCCAAACUUCUCCUUCCAACUAUCAGCAGUCUGGUCUUCCUCCCCAUCAUCACAAUUGCAGCAAAGCGGAGAUUCCAUAUGGAGGCAAUGGUUUACUUCUUCACAAUGUUUUUCAUUGCGUUUUUCCAUGCUUGUGAAGGUCCCGGCCUGACAAUUCUGUGUAUCAUGCGGCACGACAUUCUGCAGUAUUUCAGCAUUUAUGGCACUGCCCUAUCCAUGUGGGUCACUUUAUUAGCGUUAGCUGAAUUUGAGGAACCAAAAAGGUCUACUUUGGUUAUAUUUGGCGUGCUGACAAUGACUGUGCGCAUCUAUCAAGAUCGAUGGGGCUAUGGAGUUUACUCUGGACCAAUUGGAACAGCUGUCUUCAUAAUAACUAUCAAAUUUUUGAAAAAGAUGAAAGACAAAAAAGGCCUUUACCCAGAUAAGAGCAUCUACACACAACAAAUUGGCCCUGGCUUCUGCUUUGGAGCACUUGCUUUGAUGCUUCGAUUCUUCUUUGAGGAAUGGGAUUAUAGUUAUGUACACAGCUUCUACCAUUGCAGCCUCGCUGCUUCCUUUAUUUUACUUCUUCCGAAGAUGAACUCACAAGCAGGAAAUGCAGGAAAUCCGGUAAAAUUGAGUUGCUGCACACUCUGCUGCGUUUGA